CUACGCUGGCCAGGCAAUCAGCAGAGGCAGCACAGUCCAUCAGGAGCAGCCGAGUGUGUGGCAGCGGGAGCCCAGAGAGGCAGCGUGACCAUGAGCUCUCUGCUCUCCUACGCCCUGCCUGCCCUGGGCGGCUAUGCCAUGCUGUCCAUCUUCUUCCUGCGCCGGCCUCGCCUGCUGCACACACCCUGGGCUCCAGUCUUCCUGCCACGCCUGGGGGCCCACCGAGCAGGGUCUGGAGAACUCCUGGAGAACACCAUGGAGGCCAUGGAGAACUCCCUGGCCCAGCGAUCAGACUUCCUGGAGCUUGACUGCCAGUUGACACGAGAUGGCGUGGUGGUGGUAUCUCACGACAAGAACCUGUCCCGCCAGUCAGGCGUGAAUAGGGACGUGGGCAGCCUGGACUUUGAGGAGCUGCCCCUCUACAAGGAGGAGCUGGAGGUCUACUUCUCACCAGGUCGCUUUGCACGUGGGUCGGACCGGCACAUGGUGAGUCUGGAGGACGUGUUCCAGAGGUUCCCUCGGAUGCCCAUGAGCGUGGAGAUCAAAGAGGAAAAUGAAGAGCUCAUUAACAAGAUAGCAGGCCUGGUGAGGCACUUUGACCGAAAUGAAAUCACCAUCUGGGCCACAGAGAAGAGCUCGGUCAUGAAGAAGUGCAGGGCUGCUAACCCCGAGAUGCCGUUCUCCUUCACCAUCGGCGGAGCUAUCUGGUUGUUACUGCUCUAUUACCUGGGGUUGCUGCCCUUUGUAUCCAUCCCGGAGAGGUUUUUCUUCUGCUUCCUGCCCACCAUCAUCAAUAGGACCUACUUCCCGUUUUCCUGCUCUGGGCUGAACCAGCUGGCAGCUGUGAUUUCCAAAUGGUUAAUCAUGAGGAAAAGUCUGAUCCACCACCUGGAGCAGCGAGGAGUGCAGGCCACCAACAUGAAGUCACUGAGCACAGAGUUGGGUAGUAUUUCCACCUUACACAUUCAGCAGAUGCGAACAACCGCCAGAGCGUAGGUAACAGUAAAAUGUAGUAAAAUCAUUAGGAAGUGAUGAGUUUUGAGUAUUUAUUACCUUCAUUUUUAAAGUAAUUUAUUGAAUUACACGUUUAUAUAAUUUAAUAUUUAAUAAUGGCUGUGUUUAAUAACCAGUUUGCAAAAAAAUCCGGACUAACAAUCCACUCCAGCCAGCAUCCCACUGCUGGGAGGUCUCCACAGAGGAGGAGAGCUCCCACCAUCUGGAUUCAAGGGGAAAGUCCAGGUAAAGUUGUUUGAAACUAUGAGCCCCUCCCUCCCCACGCAGGUGGUCUUUUGGUGCCUUAACGAAGAGUCGGAUUUUGAAGUGGCCUAUGGCCUGGGGGCCAGUGGCGUCAUGACAGAUUACCCCACAGCCCU
Molecule: messenger RNA, 1373 nt
Organism: Panthera uncia (snow leopard)
Lineage: Eukaryota; Metazoa; Chordata; Mammalia; Carnivora; Felidae
Gene: GDPD3
Product: glycerophosphodiester phosphodiesterase domain containing 3
Exons: 10
Coding region: 91-996 (301 amino acids)
Biological process (GO): glycerophospholipid catabolic process
Cellular component (GO): endoplasmic reticulum membrane
Molecular function (GO): phosphoric diester hydrolase activity; phosphatidylcholine lysophospholipase A1 activity
Source: RefSeq, a predicted model, not a curated record